Messenger RNA from Rotaria socialis, 417 nucleotides. Lineage: Eukaryota; Metazoa; Rotifera; Eurotatoria; Philodinida; Philodinidae. The record is from the annotation of a GenBank genome assembly.
AUGACUAGUUCAAAUCGUCUGUUGAUACCAUCAAUAUCGUAUACAUAUUCAAUGAUGAUGGGUUUCAUAUGUAUGGGAAUAUGCUUUUUUUGUACAUUGUGUUGUAUAAUAACAAGAAUAAUUUAUGAGCGUGAAAAACGUGAAAGAAAAAUAACAAAUAUUCAUCGUUUAAUGAUUAAUUUACCUGAAAUUGAUGUGAAUGAAUUACAAGGAAAUAUUUUAAAAGAAAAAGAUUUACCAUUGGGUUAUGGGCAAAUGAUGAGCAUGCUUGGAAAAAAUGUUAAAGAAAUGGAUGAAUUUAAAAAACAAUUACAAAUGUUACCAGUAACAAUAGCAGAAAAAUUAGGAAAUUUUUCGAAAGCAGAUAAAGUUGAUCAUUUACAACGUGCACUCGUUGAAAAUCAAUUUCAUUUUUGA